AUGUGGUCGGUACUCUGCAAGUCUGGAUUCAGGUCGCACGUUGCUACUGGUGGUGAGCACUCGGCUAGCCCACUCGCGCUAGCUCCUACUCCACACACACACACCGGACACAAGCCCACCCAGCGCCCUACCACCCAACCAGCACCCGCCGCCCGCCCGCCCGCCAUGUCGUCCGCCGCGCCGGCGCCGGCGCCGGAGGAGCAGCGGCCGCGCCCGGUGCGCUUCGGCAUCAUGGGCUGCGCGUCCAUCGCGCGCAAGCUCGCGCGGGCGAUGCUGCUGGCCGCGCCCGCGGCCGCCGUGGCCGCCGUCGGCAGCCGCUCCGAGGCCAAGGCGCGCCUCUUCGCCGCCGACAACGGCCUCCCCGCGGGCGCGCGCCUGCACGGCUCCUACGAGGCGCUCCUCGACGACCCGGCCGUCGACGCCGUCUACCUGCCGCUCCCCACCAGCCUCCACGUGCAGUGGGCCACCGCCGCCGCCGCGCGGGGCAAGCACGUGCUCCUCGAGAAGCCCACCGCGCUCUGCGCCGCCGACCUCGACGCCAUCCUCGCCGCCUGCGACGCCAGCGGCGUCCAGUUCAUGGACUCCACCAUGUGGAUGCACCACCCCCGCACCGCCAAGAUGCGCGACCUCCUCCCCGCCGACGUCGGCGACGUCAGAGUUAUAAACAGUCUGUUCAGCUUCCGAGCAAACGAAGAUUUCCUCCAGAAUGACAUCAGGGUGAAGCCAGACCUCGACGCGCUGGGCGUACUCGGCGAUGCCGGGUGGUACUGCAUCCGCGCGAUCCUGUGGGCCGUCAACUACGAGCUCCCGAAGAACGUGAUCGCGCUCCCCGACCCUGUCAAGAACCAAGCCGGCGUGCUCAUCGCCUGCGGCGCGACGCUCUACUGGGCCGACGGAAAGACGGCCACCUUCCACUGCUCGUUCCUCGCCAACCUCACCAUGGACCUGACCGUCGUCGGCACCGACGGCACGCUCCACGUCACCGACUUCAUCAUCCCGUACGAGGAGAAGUCCGGCCCGUUCAGCGUGGCGUCCAGGUCGAACUUCGCCGAGCUCCACACCGGGUGGGUUCCGCAGCCCAGCAGGCACGUCGUCACGACUGACCUGCCGCAGGAGGCCCUGAUGGUCCAGGAGUUCUGCAGGCUGGUGCAGGGCAUCAGAGACGCCGGCGCCAAGCCUGAGGGCAAGUGGCCGGCCAUCACCAGGAAGACGCAGGUUGUGAUGGACGCGGUGAAGGCUUCCAUUGACAAGGGAUUUGAGUCUGUCGAUGUUGUGAGCUAAGAAAAUGCAACACGUAGCUGGUCAUUCUGGUGAUAUGUCUUCCAAGCCAUGGUGCAUACCUGGCCAUUCCGGUGAUCUUCAAGGCCAUGGCGUAUGGAUUGUGCGUUUGCUCAAAUCGUACUUGUGCGCAAGCGCAAAACUACUUAUAUAUAUUGGAAUAAUAACUCGAAUUAUUAUUGCCAUACCAAGGACAACAUUGCAGUUAUCAAGUUCAAUGAUAUAUUGCUACGGAUUUA
Molecule: messenger RNA, 1517 nt
Organism: Triticum aestivum (bread wheat)
Lineage: Eukaryota; Viridiplantae; Streptophyta; Magnoliopsida; Poales; Poaceae
Exons: 2
Coding region: 1-1281 (426 amino acids)
Molecular function (GO): nucleotide binding
Source: RefSeq, a predicted model, not a curated record